Molecule: messenger RNA, 4482 nt
Organism: Brienomyrus brachyistius
Lineage: Eukaryota; Metazoa; Chordata; Actinopteri; Osteoglossiformes; Mormyridae
Gene: dab2ipa
Product: DAB2 interacting protein a
Exons: 17
Coding region: 365-3748 (1127 amino acids)
Biological process (GO): regulation of GTPase activity
Source: RefSeq, a predicted model, not a curated record
AUGUAGCGCAUCAGCCCGAGCAUCGGCAGCGCCCGUCCAGCCAUCAGGUGACGAGGCUUUGCUCCGCACUUCCUGGCCACCCACUGGAGUAUGCCCCAUCUCCGCACCGGGGAGAAGUUAUGGAGCCAAGCAUAGUGGAGCAGGACCCUCACGAUGCGCGCGGAGGAUGAAGCUGGCGGCCGUCGGCCCGGAUUGAGCAGGGCGGCUUCUGUGGUGGGCUCUCUCUGGCUUGCCUGUGCUGGGGACUGCCAUCUGCAAAGGCAAUACAUCCCUGUGCUGUGGGAAGGAGGCGUCCGGGCAGCACGAAAGCACGCCUGUAAGGUACCCAGAGCCCCCCACGGAGCGAGCGGGCCGGCGUUGCAGCAUGCCCGGCGGUGCCGGAGAGGACACCACCCCCAGCAUGGAGACCACCACCUCCACUCCCUUCCGGGUCACGGGGUUCCUGAGCCGCAGACUGAAGGGCUCCAUCAAACGCACUAAAAGUCAGCCCAAACUGGACCGCAACAGCAGCUUCCGGAACAUACUUCCAGCUUUCCGGGCCAUGGAGAAUGAGAGGUCACAUCUGAUGCCGAGGCUGAAGGAGUCACGGUCUCACGAGUCGUUGCUCAGUCCAAGCAGUGCGGUGGAAGCUCUGGACCUCAGCAUGGAGGAGGAGGUCUUCAUCAAGCCUGUGCACAGCAGCAUCUUGGGCCAGGACUACUGCUUUGAGGUAACAACUUCAAAUGGAACCAAGUGCUUCUCCUGCCGGUCAUCGGCAGAAAGAGACAAAUGGAUGGAGAACCUGAGAAGAGCCGUGCACCCGAACAAGGACAACAGCCGUCGAGUGGAAAACCUGCUAAAGCUGUGGAUCAUAGAGGCCAAAGAUCUGCCGGCCAAAAAGAAGUACUACUGCGAGCUAUGUCUGGACGACACCCUCUACGCACGGACUACCUGCAAGCUCAAAACAGACAAUGUCUUCUGGGGCGAGCACUUUGAGUUCAACAACUUGCCGGGCAUCAAGAGCAUAACCGUGCACCUCUACAAGGAGACCGACAAGAAGAAGAAGAAGGACAAGAACAACUACAUAGGCUUGGUCAACAUCCAGAUGGGCACAGUGACGGGGCGGCAGUUUGUGGAGAAGUGGUACCCUGUCAGUACGCCUAACCCCACCAAGGGGAAGGCACCGGGACCCAUGAUCCGCCUCAAGUCGCGCUACCAGAGCAUGAGCAUCCUGCCCAUGGAGUUGUAUAAGGAGUUUGCAGAGUAUGUCACCAACAACUACAUGUUGUUGUGCUCCGUUCUGGAGCCCGUGCUCAGCGUCAAGAGCAAGGAGGAGAUGGCAUCCGCUCUGGUGCACAUCCUGCAGAGCACUGGGAAGGCCAAGGACUUCCUGACGGAUCUGAUGAUGUCCGAGGUAGACCGGUGCGGGGACAACGAGCACCUCAUCUUCCGUGAGAACACUUUGGCCACCAAGGCCAUUGAGGAGUAUCUCAAGCUGGUUGGCCAGAAGUACCUACAGGAUGCACUUGGCGAGUUCAUCAAAGCGCUGUACGAGUCCGACGAGAACUGUGAAGUCGACCCAUCAAAGUGUUCCUCCAGCGACCUGCCCGAGCACCAGAGCAACCUGAAGAUGUGCUGCGAGCUGGCUUUCUGCAAGAUCAUCAACUCCUACUGCGUGUUCCCCCGGGAGCUGAAGGAGGUGUUUGCGUCAUGGAGGCAAGAAUGCAGUAACCGGGGACGACCGGACAUCAGCGAGCGGCUGAUCAGCGCCUCGCUCUUCCUGCGCUUCCUGUGCCCGGCCAUCAUGUCCCCGUCGCUCUUCAGCCUGAUGCAGGAGUACCCGGACGACCGCACGGCCCGCACGCUCACGCUCAUCGCCAAGGUCACGCAGAACCUGGCCAACUUCACCAAGUUUGGCAGUAAAGAAGAGUACAUGUCCUUCAUGAACCAGUUCCUGGAACAUGAGUGGACGAACAUGCAGCGAUUCCUGCUGGAGAUCUCCAACCCUGAGACCAUCUCUAACACAGCCGGGUUCGAGGGCUACAUCGAUCUGGGCCGUGAGCUGUCCACCCUCCACUCCCUGCUGGCAGAGGUGGUCUCUCAGAUGGAACAGAGUCCCGCUGCCAAGCUGGGGCCGCUGCCCCGGAUCCUGAGGGACGUGAAUGUGGCACUGGCCAACCCUGCUGGCCCCCCUGUGCCCGUCCCCUCCGAACGGAUGGCCUCGCCUCCUCCAAUUGGCUGCAACAUUUCGACCGGCCUGCCGAAAAUGGUCAUCGACAACGACCUGCCGGGGUUGGUUGACUUCACACGCCUGCCGUCGCCUACUCCAGAGAACAAGGACCUGUUCUUUGUGACGCGGACCUCUGGGGUGCAGGCGUCUCCGGCUCGCAGCUCCAGCUACUCGGAGACCAACGAACCCGACAUGCAGGUAUCCAACGGCAACAAGAGCCUGUCCAUGGUGGACCUGCAGGACAGCCGAAGCUUGGAGAACGGGCCCAACGCCUCGUCCAGCGACGGCCUCAACGAUGGACAGGCCGGGGGCAACGGCGCGUGGUCCGCCCGCACUACUCAGGGCAACUUCGGCGGCCAUACCUUAAGGAGGGUGGGGCAAACCCCAACAACGCCUAACGCAGAGGGUGUUCCGGGACGGCCUCAGCUGCUGGCCCCGUUGUCUUUCCAGAACCCAGUGUACCAGAUGGCCGCUGGGUUGCCAGUUUCGCCCCGCGGCAUGGCCGACUCUGGGUCAGAGUGUCACAGCUCCGUCAGCUCUCAGGGCAACAAUGAGGAUGUUACGGCAGGAAAGCACGCCUUCCUCAACCACGCGGCCAGCGUGGCGGCCAGUGGCGAAGACUUUGUGCGGCGUUCCGGCGAGUUUAACCGCCGGCAGCUGUCCCUCAACGAAUCCCAGAAUCAGCCCAACGUGCCGCGGCAGAACAGCGCAGGACCUCAGCGCCGUAUCGACCAGCCACCGCCCCCUGUCACCAGGGGGCGCACUCCCCCCAACCUGCUCAACACAUCGCCCUACCCUCGGCCCUCUAGCGGCAGCAUGAUGUCAUCAUCCCCCGAUUGGCCAGGCAGUGGAGCUCGACUAUGUCAGCAGUCCUCCUUCUCGAAAGGAGACAGUCCAGAAACCAAACAACGCACCCUACACAAGCAGGCCCCGUCCCCGGUGAACCCCAACGCUCUGGAUCGCACGGCAGCCUGGCUUCUGAAUAUGAAUGUGCAGUAUCUGGAGCACGAGGGGCUCGACCUGGAUCCGAAGCACAGGGACGACCUCAGAAACCGAGACGAUCUCUCACAGACUGAGAAGUACCAGCAGGAGAUCGCCAUCCUGCAGGAGAAACUCCGCAUCUCGGCCAAGAAGCUGGAGGAAUACGAGUCUCGGCUGAAGGAGCAGGACGAGCACUCCCACAAGAUGAUGAUGGAGUACCAGGCGCGGCUGGAGGAGUCUGAGGAGCGCCUGCGUCGGCAGCAGGACGACAAGGACCUGCAGAUGAAAGGGAUCAUCAGCAGGUUAAUGUCCGUUGAGGAAGAACUGAAAAAGGAUCAUUCGGACAUGCAGGCUGUGGUGGACUCCAAGCAGAAGAUCAUCGAGGCCCAGGAGAAGCGCAUCACAUCCCUGGAUGCAGCCAACGCACGUCUGAUGAGCGCCCUGACGCAGCUGAAGGAGCGCUACAGCAUGCAGACCCGCAACGGCAUCUCCCCCACCAACCCCACCAAGCUGCAAAUCACAGAGAACGGAGAGUUCCGGAACAGCAGCAACUGCUAGGAUGGACGGGACAACACGGCGCCACCUUGGACUGGGGCUCAGGAGGGCAGCUGCGUGAAGAGCUGCCAAUUGUCAGGGCGCAUUCAUGGGUGGGACAGCAGCUCUUUCAGGGUACAGCGGGCAUCGGGGGUGCAGGCAGUGCUGCACACGUUGACGAUGCGGUGGCAGAAUUCCAUUAUUUUCAAUGGAUGGUCAGUUCCAUUGGGAGCAGGGAGUAUUUUUUUAUUAUUGGUCACUGUUAUUUAUGGCUCUUUGGGUUAAAACUGAGGGCUGGAUCUGCUCUCCCAAGCUCUCAAGCACUUGAGGGUGACCUGGACUGGGUUGACUCACUCCCUCCGUAGGAGAAGAGAGACCCUCUAAAUCUGUGUUCAAGCUUGUGAGAAACCACUAUGUAAUGAGCGAAAUCCACCCAUCCAGAGAAAUCCAACCAUCUUUGCUUAGAAUCAAUUAACUAUGUUUCUCUCUAGCCAGGGUAUGGUUGUGCUCAUUUAAAUACGAAACACAAAAAAGAUCAGUCUUGUAAAGAGUCUUGUAUUUUAGAGGUGUUUUUUUCUACUAAGCGGAAACCUCAACAGUUUGUGGUAUCUCUCUCAUGUCAGUGUUACACUUUUUAUGUCAUUGUCCCAGGUCUCAGUGACCAGGACGGUUUAAGCUAAAUAUAUUUUGCAAUGCACGUUUUUAACAUUACAAUGAAAUUUAAAAUGGUUUAGUUUGUACUAUAAACCUCGAGCUGA